This is a messenger RNA of Melampsora larici-populina 98AG31, 324 nucleotides long. RefSeq lists its product as uncharacterized. The coding region runs from base 1 to 324 and encodes 107 amino acids. Lineage: Eukaryota; Fungi; Basidiomycota; Pucciniomycetes; Pucciniales; Melampsoraceae. The record is from RefSeq and is a predicted model, not a curated record. The transcript has a single exon.
AUGGACAUUGAAUCUUCCUUCAUCAAGAUGCUUAUGGAGCUUGGGGGGGAACUUACUCCAAUGCGCAGCAACUACAACAUGUUGGAUACUAUUGAGGUAUCCCAACCCAAAGCCGAGGAAACUCAACCACCUAAUGACCCCCUGACCCUGCACCUUAUCAUAAAGCAAGCCUCCCCAGAUUCCAGCCCUAUGAAAUCACUGCCUCAUAAACCAACAACUAGGAAAACCAAGAAAAUCACGGUGGAAGUUAAAGAAGAUGAUCAUAUUGUACCCAAGAAGAAGGUCAAGGCUAGAGGGAAGAAGAAAAAAGUUGUGAAUUUUUAG